AUGAGAACUCCUCCGGCGCUGCCGAGUCUUCUACUUACCUCGACAACACUCUCGACACUAGCUUGUCCGUCACCAAAAGAGCACAUCCUCAAGCGGUGGUACAGUGUUUGGAUUCCUGCCGAAGGCGAUCCCCGUGCCAUUGGGGCGUGGCCUGUGGUUGAAGGACGUCCAGGAAGUCCUCGCAUCCAGCCAGUCCGGUACUGCUGGGCAACUGAAGCCGAUUACGAGACUUUGCACGACCUCUUCAUUCAAGCAGUCGCAAAAUGGAAGAUUGCAAUCAUAACAUCAGCCCUGAGAAUCCAGUCUGAUACCGGAACAGAAAGCGAGCCUCACAAGAAGUGUAUCUGCAGCGAUUCUGGAGUUCGUGACGAUGCCCUGCGGAUUUCUGACAUGACUGGAGGAAACGAAUACCCAAACAGUGCCGGUGUCGCCACCCUGGGAUAUCACUAUGUCCAAAGCCACGCGGGCCGGCACUUCCUCAAGUUUUGUCGCAGUGUCGAUGCAGGAUUUGAUUCUUUAAGUAUGGCUCAUGAGAUCGGUACGGCAUGGAAUCCAGAUUCUUUUGCGUUACAUGUAUCUCAAGCUGACCACGCAGGGCACGUGAUCGGCUUGCUCCACGAACAGGCCAGACCUGACGCGUCCAAGUGGAUCGAGUUUCGAUGUGAGAAUCUUAUAGACUACGAGGCGGCCAAGAAGAGAAUUGGAGCAGCCAAUAAUGGGCACACAAUCAAAGAUGCGUGA
Pseudocercospora fijiensis CIRAD86 is the source of this 741-nucleotide messenger RNA. RefSeq lists its product as uncharacterized. Lineage: Eukaryota; Fungi; Ascomycota; Dothideomycetes; Mycosphaerellales; Mycosphaerellaceae. Bases 1 to 741 code for a protein of 246 amino acids. The record is from RefSeq and is a predicted model, not a curated record. Gene Ontology annotation, molecular function: metallopeptidase activity. The transcript has 4 exons.